GACCAUCCCCCUUGGCUUCAUACUGAACCGCGUUUUUUACCGGCCAAUGCUCCGUCACUAUAUUUUUAUGUCCGUGGGUGACACGCACAGUUAUUGAAGCGUCAAUAAAUUAGUAUACCAUGGUAUACCAUGUGUAAUAUACUUGUUAGUGUGAAAUUGCUGUUGACAGUGUUGAUAGUCUAUAUAUUCGUUUUUAGCUUCAUAAGUAAACAGUAGUAUUUGAAAAUAGGUCAAACAUGAAUAUCAUGAAUGAGACUUUCGGCUAUACUUUCAAGCCAAAUAUGAAUAUCAUCUGUGAGACUCUUGGUCGCACUUUCAGACCAAAUGUGAAUUACCGUGCGAGCAAGUAACUCAUUACCAUUAAAAGAAAUACAAUUUUUAUCAAGAUGAUUUUAACGUUCUUAUAUAUGAUAGCAACUUCGCUACAGUCUAAAAGGAUACUGUUUUUAAAAGCACAUCUACGUAAUUUGUUUCAAGGGAAUGCAACUAAUUAUCCAUCAAUAAUGUUUUAUAAUAAAUCACUGUUAGAUUCAUGUAAAGAAUCAAUAUCCGCCACGGACGAUUGUGAAAACGACGAGUUUUUGACAUCUUAUCUGUGUAAAAAUAAAAGUGAUGCUAAACUCGAGGAAUUAUUAUGGUAUCAUGGUGACAUGAGGUUAUGCACUAUAUAUCCUCAACAACAAGUUGACAUCUCGAGUUGGUUAACGUAUCAGUGCGGCAGAACAUUUUUCCCUUUGCAUACAAAUAACUGUAACGGAACUUCGUUUCAAUCAGAGUACAAGCUUUAUAUUCUCGUUGAAGCUGAACUUGAAAGCUAUAAACCUGCUGCCGCAACGAAAGCCACGAAGGUCGAAGAUUACGGUUUAAUUAUUACAUGGACAGUUAACAGACAUAUCGGUUUAAUUAUAGAGACAGAUUUAGAUACAGUCACAAAGUUUUUAAUCGCAUCAAUGGAAGGUCAAUGUUACAUUAAUAAUGGCUUGUUGCUGAAACGUAUCGAAACUGUCCUCGUAUCGGGAAAGCCUUGCCUUUACAACAACGAUCUGUUGAAUACACCGGCAAUUAAAAACAAAGUAGGAUGGGAAACACACAUAGAAAAAUUAAGGACGUUAAGCAAUAGUGCUAAAAUUGCAUCAGCACAAUGUAAAUCGUUCGAAGUAGUGGAACUUCCAGGCGUGGUAGUUUACCCAGAAAAUAGUGUGACAGAUGAAGAAGCUAAAUGUAUACAAAGCGGAGCAUCGAAUGAAGCACUAGAAAGUAGAUGUAGAAGCCAUGAUUCCACAUCAACGUCUUUAAGCAUUCCACAGCAGGAGGAACAACCUGUAUCAAAUGUAACAUUAACAGCUACGAAUGAUAUCAGUCAACUUCAAGAUACAUCACCUUCUAAUAGUAAAUCAUGCGAAACGCUUGACAAUAUAGAAGUAUCCGACAUUAAAGAUAGUACGCAACUACCUAGCGUUGAUAUUGAGAGUUCUAGUAUACCCCAUGAACAACAACCUUCCUAUGACGCAAAGGAUAGAAAUAUAUCAUCUAAAAGUAAUUUGGUACGUUCAAUGGAGGAAAUAAUGGAAAAGUUGUCAAUUGACAACGUGAAACCGCCGAAUGUUUUGCUAUUUGGGGAUAGUACAAUUGCUCUGAACAACGUGAAGAGUGUAUUAGAGGAGUCUCUUGGCACAGACAAAUAUGCCAUUUACACGUUAUCGUUACAAGACGCUCGUAACGAUUUCUGGAUAGAAAAUGCAGCUUUAGUAGUUGUUUGUGGUAAUGUUGGAAAUGAGAUUGGAAAUCAGAUUUUUGAGUAUAUUCUCCGCGGUGGUAAACUUCUCGCUUUAUGUUCCGAUGUACUUCACAUUUUACUUCCAUCGUUCAAAACGGCGGAAGUACGGGAGAAUGAACUCGUUCACUUCUCUUACGGUAAAUGGAAACAUGUGCGGAUGAUGCAUCAUAUAUUCUGCUAUCAAGCAUCCCCUAUAAGAACAAGAUUCUCCCAGGAUCAUGAAGAUGUAAAAGUGUCUAGUCUCCCCCCUCCAACUUCGGUAAAUGUGAAAGAUAAAAGAGGAAAUUCGCAUUUGUUCGACGUAAAAGUACUAGGAACAGAAGAGACAUGGCACACACCGAGCAUUUUACUUGCGAGCCUUGUAGGAAAUGGUGGAAAAAUUGUCUUUUCUCAAAUACACCUGGAAGUGGAUCCAAUGCAGUAUGAACUCGAAGAGAGUAAAUUUAAAGCUUUGAAGGAAAGCAACGCUGCCAGAUUAGAGAUACUUAACGAUGUGUUACACGUACAUCUUGGAAUAAAACUUCGUAAUACGUCGCAUACUCCUGUAACUUACACGUCAGCUUUCUUUUUGGGACGUCACGAGUUAAAGCUAGAAAUGUUGGAGAGAUUAAAAGAUGUUAUGGAAUCGAACGAUACUUUAAAGUUAGGAAAGCUAGAAAUGCAAUUUUGUCGAAGUAGCACGACUGCACGUCCAGCCUCGGCUACGUUUCUUCCGAUUAUGCUCCACCAAUGUCCUGAAAAUUUUUCAACGGUUGAAUAUUUCGAGAACUUAACUUCGAAGGAGUUAGGUCGUUUAGUAAUAUAUGCGGAUACGAUAACAUCAUCGAUGGACGUUGUAGACAAAUAUCUAUAUCAACACGGUUUGGCUGUUAUUACUCGGCAGCAAACUCAAGGACGAGGAAGAAGUAAGAACUUAUGGCUCAGUCCUAAAGGAUGUGCAAUGUAUACUUUACAAAUUCACAUACCGACCAACACAAUACUUGGAAAGUCUAUCUCACUUCUGCAACAUUUGGUUUCUGUUGCAACUGUAUCUGCCAUUAAAUCUCUACCUGGAUAUGAGGAAAUUGAUCUGAGAUUAAAAUGGCCUAACGAUAUUUAUGCUGGUAAUAAAGUCAAGCUUGGCGGUAUAAUUAUCACCACCCAAAUAGUAUCAGGUGUUCAUAUCUGUAAUGCUGGAGUUGGAGUAAAUUUAUUCAAUGAGAAACCUACGUGUAGCAUUAACGAUAUAAUUAAAACAUUGAAUGAAACUUAUCAUAAAAAGUUGAAAAUUAUCUCGUUCGAACAAUACUUUGCUAUUGUAUUUAAUGAAAUUGAGAGAUGGUUAAAUAUCGUACAAAGUGGACGUAGAGAUAUCUUCUUGGAUGCUUAUUAUGAAUAUUGGAUACACUAUGGCCAGACUGUAAAGGUAACAUCACCGCAAGGUGUGACGAAGGAAGCUAAAAUUUUAGGUAUCGACGAUUAUGGAUAUUUGCGCGUUCGCGAAGAGGACGGAAGUAUAUCAACUGUGCAUCCGGACGGUAAUACUUUUGAUUCUCUCAAAGGUCUCAUCACCCCGAAAUAAUCAAAAUCACAUGGUAUAAAGACGUUGUUGGACAUUCUACAUUUAUUAAUUGUGUAUUGUUGCGCUCUCUAAUUUUUAUACUUUAUGCAUAUGCCAAGUGAUUGUAAAAUCAUAUUUCAUCUUGUCAAGUUUUUACUUUAUUUCUGCAUUUCAUAAUUUGUCUUGAUAAUAAAUAUAAUGUGUCGACUA
Hylaeus volcanicus is the source of this 3527-nucleotide messenger RNA. It is a transcript of the gene Hcs, whose product is annotated as biotin--protein ligase. Gene Ontology annotation, molecular function: biotin--[biotin carboxyl-carrier protein] ligase activity. Bases 387 to 3338 code for a protein of 983 amino acids. NCBI's taxonomy places the organism in Eukaryota, Metazoa, Arthropoda, Insecta, Hymenoptera, Colletidae. The record is from RefSeq and is a predicted model, not a curated record. Gene Ontology annotation, biological process: protein modification process. Gene Ontology annotation, cellular component: cytoplasm. The transcript is spliced from 18 exons.